CUUUCUCUUCACACCCGCCACAAAGCUGCCACAAGUGCACGCAAAAGUGCGAUCGUACGAUGUCGUACACGGGGCCGGGGGCGGGCGCAGGGGCUCGACGACGCAUGCGCAGCGAGGUUACGGAUUUGUACGCCAACCACAACAUUCCCCCAUAAAAUCUCCAUGCUUAUUUAGGCGUUUGGCUGGAGGGGGGC
This is a messenger RNA of Geodia barretti, 194 nucleotides long. NCBI's taxonomy places the organism in Eukaryota, Metazoa, Porifera, Demospongiae, Tetractinellida, Geodiidae. The record is from the annotation of a GenBank genome assembly.